This is a messenger RNA of Gymnodraco acuticeps, 5379 nucleotides long. Its product is annotated as kinesin-like protein KIF3C. The record is from RefSeq and is a predicted model, not a curated record. Gene Ontology annotation, biological process: microtubule-based movement. The transcript is spliced from 9 exons. Lineage: Eukaryota; Metazoa; Chordata; Actinopteri; Perciformes; Bathydraconidae. The coding region runs from base 573 to 2783 and encodes 736 amino acids. Gene Ontology annotation, molecular function: microtubule binding; microtubule motor activity; ATP binding.
GUGUGUGUGUGUGUGUGUGUGUGUGUUUUGGGUACAGGACAGGAGCUCCGUCUCUCUGCACAGUCCGAGCUCGGAGCAUCAGCGAGUGGCGGAGAGGAUGCGGGACGGCGGUGUGUGUGUAGCGGAUCUACCGGGCGUGUAAAAAGCAGGACGACAUGAGUGUGACAUCUGAACUGAACGCUAUUAUUGUCGGCAUUGUUGGAUUUUUUUUUUCACCGAGUGAAUCUGGACGUGGAUCUGCAAUGGAGCGUCGAUCCUGUGAGAGCUGCUGACCGUGUGUGUGUGUGUGUGUGUGUGUUAGUGAGCUAAUAUUACAGACAAUAAUGAAAGGAGAUUAGCCAUUAGGCAUAGACACAGCUCAGAAUAUCUUGGUAAUUAGUCGGUUUUUUCUAAGGGACUGUGGCUAUUUUCCUUUUAUGAUAUAAUCAGGUAGCAUUACUGAAUGUGUUAUUAAUUAUUUUAAAAAAUCAAUGGUUACACAAUUUGCUGGCAGACAGCAGGCUGAUUAAAGGCCUAUUUUGAUUGUCAUUUUAUAAAUUGUCCUUUUGUUGGUUACAACGAGAGAGGCAAUCAUGUCUAAAAAUAAGAGCAGCGAGUCAGUGAAGGUGGUAGUUCGAUGCCGGCCCUUGAACCGGAGAGAGGAGUCCAAUGGGCCUGCAGGCAGCAUCGUGAAGAUGGACAUCCGGCUCGGACAGGUGAUCCUCAGAAACCCUCGAGCCACAGCCAGCGAGCCCCAGAAAACAUUCACAUUCGAUGCAGUUUAUGAUGCAAACUCCAAACAGCGAGAUCUGUACGACGAGAGCGUGAGACCUCUGAUAGAUUCGGUUCUCGCAGGGUUCAAUGGCACAAUAUUUGCGUACGGACAAACCGGAACUGGGAAGACGUACACCAUGAUGGGGGCGUGGAUGGACCCCGAGAAACGUGGCGUGAUCCCCAACGCUUUUGAUCACAUCUUCACACACAUCUCCCGCGCACAGUCUGAUAGGCAGUACCUGGUGCGGGCGUCCUACCUCGAGAUCUACCUGGAGGAGGUUCGGGAUCUCCUGGAUCCGAACCACGGGAAUGCCAGAGCCCUGGAGCUCCGGGAGAAUCCGGACUCUGGGGUUUACGUUAGUGACCUCACAUCGUGUGUCUGCAAGAGCAUCAAGGAGAUCGAGGAGGUGAUGAACGUGGGCAACCAGGCGAGGGCGGUUGGGGCGACGGACAUGAACGAACACUCGUCCCGAUCCCACGCUCUGUUCCUGAUUACAGUAGAGUGCAGCCAGCCUGGACCAGAUGGGAGGAAGCACAUCCGGGUGGGACGCCUCAAUCUGGUGGAUCUGGCUGGAAGUGAGCGUCAAGCGAAGACAGGCGUCCAGGGUGAGCGCCUGAAGGAGGCCGCCAAGAUCAACCUGUCCUUGUCGGCGCUGGGGAACGUGAUCUCAGCGCUGGCCGAUGGGCGCAGCAGCCACGUCCCGUACCGAGACUCCAAGCUGACCCGGCUUUUGCAGGACUCUUUAGGCGGGAACGCAAAAACUGUCAUGGUCGCCACUUUGGGCCCGUCCCCGCAGCACUACGACGAGACCCUCACCACUUUACGUUAUGCCAACAGGGCCAAGAACAUCCAGAACCAGCCCAGAGUCAACGAGGAUCCAAAGGACGCUCUACUGCGAGAGUUCCAGAUGGAGAUCGCUCGUCUCCGGGCUCAGCUUCAUCACAGGAAGUGGAGGAGCAAACAGAAGAAGGAGCAGGUGGACGGAGAGGACUGGGAAGGAGAUGGGGAUGAGGAGACGGAUGGCGAGGAGGAAAAGGCGGUGGAGGAGUACGUGAAGCUGGAGGAGCAAAGACUGGAAAGGGAGAAACAGGACAUCAGAGAAGAUCAGUUCAUGUUGGCUGAUGAGAAGCAGAGGCUCCUGGGAGAGAAGGAGAGGAUGAUGGGAGAUCUGAGGAAGGAGCAGGAGGCCACAGAGCAACUCACCGCCAAGUACAAGGCAAUGGAGAGCAAGCUGCUUGUCGGUGGGAAGAACAUCAUGGAUCACACCAACGAGCAGCAGAAGAUGCUGGAGAUGAAGAGGCAUGAGAUUGCUGAGCAGUCGAGCAGUGAGAGGGAGAUCCAGCAGCAGAUGUUGGUGCAGGACGAGGAGACGGUGGAGCUCAGAGAGACGUUCACCUCUCUGCAGCAGGAGGUGGAGGCCAAGACCAAGAAGCUCAAGAAGUACCUGAAGCUGUAUGCCAAGCUUCAGUGCAUUAAAGCGGAGAUCCAGGACGUGAACGACGAGCACGUGAGGAGCCGGCAGGAGCUGGAGCAAACCCAGAACGAGCUCACCAGAGAGCUCAAGUUCAAGUAUCUGAUCAUCGAGAACUUCAUCCCUCCGGAGGAGAAGAAUAAGAUCAUGAGCCGACUGAACUUCGACACCGAGGAGGACCAGUGGAAGUUUCAGCCUCUGGUUCCCGCAGAAAGUAAAUCCUUGCAGAUGAAGAAGAGGCCGGCAUCUGCAGUCGGAUACAAACGACCAAUCAGCCAGUACGCCAGGGUUGCCAUAGCGAUGGGACCUCACUCCAGAUACAGGGCUGAGAACAUCAUGUUUCUGGAGCUGGACAUGACUCCUCCGAACACCGCCUCUCUGGACCGAUCCACAGACUCUGAGCCGAACCAAAGCCCCUCUCUGGACGGAUCGCCCACCAAGGAGGGCGGCGUCCGCAAGUCCCGCUCCUGGUGCCAGACUCCAAAAUCCAUCACUUCCUCUUCUUCUAAUGUCUCCUUGGCGGCGUGUCACACUGCCACACCGAUGACGGCGCAGUAAAGCUUUAGUGGAGAGGAUUUAUUUUAUUGUUAUUUAUUCAAUUCCUCCACUUCUUCUUUCUUCUUUUUCUCUAUAAAAUGUUGGCCAGUGAUCCUUUAAAAGACUUCUGGGACACACCUGAGGGGUGAUAAACUAAAUUACAUGUAAGGAUACGUUAAAAAGGAGGCGAUAAACUACAGGACAAGAAACUAAAUGACCUAAUGAACUUCAGAAACUCUUUAAAACGUCACUUCCUGCUGUUCUACGGAUGUAAAGACCCACCAAAACCUCUCUUCCUUUGCAUGUUCGAGCAUGUUCGAGCCUCGGAUCAUCCUUUAAAACAGCUCAGUGUGUGUGUGUGUGUGUGUGUGUGUGUGCGUGCGUGCGUGUGUGUGUGUGUGUACAGGGCUGUAUGAUUGCCAGUGUGUGUGUGUGCUUUAACUGUAUACUGAUCUGAGGGCUCACAAACUGCUUGAAUCGCCUGUAAGAUAUAAGUGUAAAUAUUUCAUGUAUUUGGGGGGGGGGGGGGGGGGUUCGGGGCAGGCUUCGUCUGUUUUCUGUGUAAAAGUGGGGACAGUUGGAUAAGAAAUGGAAGAAGAAAAGUAGAAAAUAUUGGUGUGAUGUGUGUAUUUGUUGGUCCGAUGAGCUGCUGCGAUGACCGUUAACACAGCUUCUCUCAUUAUUCCUCUGUGUGUCCUCCACUCUCUGAUCUUAAAAACAAAGCCUUAAAAUAAUGAUUACAAUUGAAUAAUGUGAGGUUGUCACACUCUAAAAAAACACUUGACUUGGAUUUGUAUUCAUAAAAGUCCAUCAGGUAAAAUGUGUACCUCUUUAAGAUCAGUUAAGUAAGUCAAUAACCACAGUAACAUCACUAAGGUACUAAUCGAGCCUAAAAUCACAGGAACGGUAGUUUGAUGAAGACAAAGUGUUAACUGACGGGCAAUUUACUAGCUUUUUUUCACGUUUUAGAGUCUUAAUCAUGUGAUCAUCUGAUAUCAGUCAACUAAACUUGUAUAAUGAUAAUGAAGAUGGAGAUAUGUAAAUGUUGAUGUUGGGCCUCCAGUGCAGCGGGUAUUGAGUUUGUUAGACCGCAGUCUGCAGGCAGGUGUGUACAGUUUAGUGUCAUUGGGUUCUUUACUGGAGGUUAAGAGCAGCAGACAGUGGGGGGGCGAGGCGGACUAAUCAUCACUGUUUUAUUCAUGCCACAGAUCCAGUAUCAGCUGAACCCCCUGAGAGCACAGAGCAGCCCUUUAAGAGUGUAUAUAAACAACAUUUAUUAUCAAUGCUGCUGAUUUGUCUUGUUUUUUAAGCAUUCAUUUUACAGUAUGUUAUACUUGGCAUCGUCCCUCUUUGUGUGCACAAUGUUUCAUGACCCAAACGUAUAUGAUAUGAUUGAUAACAGCUAAUAAUGUGUCAGAAAUCUGCAGAUAUGUCAGUGUUGGAGUAUUUUAAAGGUACACAACAUUUACUACAAAUUGUUGUUGCAGUAAAAUAUGUUUAUCACACGUUCCCAGAGCACAAUGUGACUUAUUUUGUUUGACCAUGGGGUUCAAAACCCAAAUAAUUUGAUAUAAAAUAGAACAUUUUCAUAUAUGAGAAGCUAGAGCCAGAACCUCUUUGACCUUUUGGCUUAAAAUAUUGUUUCUGAAGAGGGUUUAUUGACACUUUCUCUCAUCAUACACAGUUAAAAUGACCAAAUAUAAACACAAUUAGGGCGUAUAGGGGUUAGAUUUGGUUUUCAGUGGAUUUUAAAUCUGUGUUAACCUGCUUCCCUCACUGUCUCAAACAUGUAUGGAUGCACACUGAGGAUUGUGUGUUUAGUCAUUGGUUACUGGGCACAUCUUUGACCCAGUUUGUUAGUUAAAAAAAAGAAAAUGCUCUGAGGCUCCAUGGAAAUAUGUAUAAUACAUGCAACUGUAAUGAAGUGAAAGAUUCAACACAAAUUGAAGAUAUAUUGUAGAAUUAAUUGGAUUUGGAAGCAUUAUGAGGGCCACGUUUACAUUAGGUUCUCUUCAGAAAAGGGACUAAAACGAUGGUAUCCAAUGUAACAUGUGAUACAUUGUUGUUACUGAAAAUGGCUCCUUUUAAAUAUAUAUCUGCUGUGUUUAUUUCCCCUGUGUAUAAUGCAACAGUCUGCCUCAAAAUAUCCAUGAAAUAUGAUCUAAAUUAUAGAGGAAGACAGUGAAACAAGGAUGAAUGUAAUUCGGUUGAAUGAUUAAGAAAACAAACAGCUAUUUUCCAGUCUGUGUUGGUGUUGCCUCAAAUAUUUGCUAAUUUAUAAAGAUUUUGCCAUAUUAGUCUGUAAAAUCAUUCAUGUACAUUUCCUGUGUGUGUGUGUGUGUGUGUGUGUGUGUGUGUGUGUGUGUGUGUGUGUGUGUGUGUGUGUGUGUGUGUGUGUGUGUGUGUGUGUGUGUGUGACGCUAUGGGGGAGGAUGUCCGCAGGGAUCCGAAUACAAUCAGGAAGUGACUGUGGAGGAGGUGGAUACGGAGCCUGUUUCCAUGGUAACCUGCCAGUGUAAAAUGUUGCGAUGGAUGGGGGGAGGGGGCUGUAUCUAUAUGUAUGUAUAACAUGGUGACGAAAAAAGAAAGAAAAUCAAAUAAAGAUGUUGUCACAGGC